UUUCAAUUCAAUGCCCCACGACUUCCAUGAUGCCGACUCCCGAUAUCUCUGCAAUAUAAUAAUGACGCUCGACCCAUCUUCCGUCUUCUUCCUCUUCCUCUUCCUCUUCCCUUCCCGUCCAUUCGAUGUUCCGCCUCCCCUGCAAUAAUUUCCAAGAAAGCUCCAAGAUAGUGGAGAGCUCCUCUGUCCCGGAGCGACACUCGUCAGCUCCCCCCUCUCUCUUAUCCAUCUUCUUUGAUGCCAUCCGUCGCCAUCGCUGCUGACUCGGCUCCGCGUCGAGCGAAUCCCUAUCUCUUCCCGGAUUCGCCAUCGUUCUUGGGUUGGUUUUAAAUUCUUUGGCUUCUGGGUCUCGCUUCUCUCGCCUCUUCGACCUCGACCCACGUCUUGGAAUUUGGUUUUGCUCCUUCUUGAGUCUCCGUUGGAGGGUUUGAGUUGGUCUGGGGAAUUUGGGAGCUUGUUGAGUUGUCGCUGAGGAUUGCGGGGAGAAUCCUGGCUAAGUGUUGAAAUAGUUUCUGCGAUCGUUUGCCUGAGAAAACCCUGCCCUUUUUAGAUUCGAAGAAUUUUUUGGCACCUUGGUUCUGCUAAUUAGGAGCUUUCUUGGCUGUUGGUGUUCACGAUUGCAGGUCAGCGGCUAUGAUAUGAGCGUCUUGCUUGUAGCUUCAAUGAUAUAGCUGAUGUCUGGGUCAAUGUUGCAGAAUCUUGCUGGAUAGUUAGAAGCUCGAUCUGUCUCUGAAAUCCCAGUCUGCUAAUUUGCUCGAAAUAGUGAUUUUUUCGGGUCCUUUGUGAAAUUGAUUUAUUCGCUUCCCUACGCAUUUUAACUAGAUUUUAUCUGGUUAUCGAUUCUUUCACUCUGAAUUAUCAAAGAAACCUUUGAUUUGUUAAUUUCCAUUUGGUAUUCCAUUAUCCCCUCAUGCCCCUCUUUGCGCCUCGUGCUCAUUGAGGUUUUUACCCUACCUUUUCUGCUGUGGAUAGUGGAAGUCUGCAAGUUAUUCUUUCGUUCCUUAAGAACCUAUUCGAUAAUUUAACAUACCAAAGCAUCUAGAGAUCAAGGGUGGUUGUUGAUCAAGACAUGGAUAUAAGCAAUGAGGCAAACAUUAAUCCGUUCCCCAUUGGACCUUCGUCCAUUCUUGGUCGCACCAUUGCUUUCAAAAUCCUGUGUUCUCGGUCAAUGUCACAUCUGUCGCAGCAGCUCUUUCAUGUGGUGUUGAAUUAUGCCUUUAGAAUUGGGGACUUUGUUGCCACAAUAUUAUCAUGGUUCCAUCCUAGGAAUCCACAAGGGAUAUUGGCAAUGGUCACUGUUAUAGCAUUCUUGUUAAGACGGUACACCAACGUGAAAGUGAGGGCUGAAAUGGCUUAUCGGAGGAAAUUUUGGCGGAACAUGAUGAGAGCUGCAUUGACUUAUGAGGAAUGGGCUCAUACUGCUAAGAUGCUUGAUAGAGAGACACUGAAGAUGAAUGAAUCGGAUCUUUAUGAUGAGGAACUGGUAAGAAACAAGCUCCAAGAGCUCUGCCACCGUCGCGAAGAGGGGUCUCUUAGGGAUAUCAUCUUUUGCAUGCGAGCUGAUCUAGUCAGGAAUCUCGGGAAUAUGUGUAACCCUGAGCUUCAUAAGGGUAGACUUCAGGUGCCCAGGCUCAUUAAGGAGUACAUUGAUGAGGUCUCAACUCAGUUAAGAAUGGUCUGCAACUCUGAUUCUGAUGAGCUCUCUUUGGAGGAGAAGCUCUCUUUCAUGCAUGAGACUAGGCAUGCUUUUGGCAGGACUGCUUUGCUUUUGAGUGGGGGAGCUUCUCUGGGAGCCUUUCAUGUUGGUGUGGUUAAAACACUGGUUGAACAUAAGUUUUUGCCUAGGAUAAUUGCUGGUUCCAGCGUGGGAUCUAUAAUGUGUUCUAUUGUUGCCACCAGGUCUUGGCCCGAGCUUCAAAGCUUCUUUGAAGAUUCUUGGCACUCAUUGCAGUUUUUUGAUCAGCUGGGAGGAAUUUUUGCAGUUGUCAGGAGGGUCAUGAGGCAAGGAGCUGUGCAUGAGAUCAGACAAUUGCAGUGGAUGUUGAGGCAUCUUACCAGUAAUCUUACAUUUCAAGAAGCUUAUGACAUGACAGGACGAAUUCUUGGGAUAACAGUGUGCUCUCCGCGAAAGCAUGAGCCACCCAGGUGCCUUAACUACUUAACCUCCCCCCAUGUUGUCAUUUGGAGUGCGGUGACCGCUUCUUGUGCCUUUCCUGGCCUUUUUGAAGCCCAGGAACUAAUGGCGAAGAAUAGAAGUGGAGAGAUUGUUCCCUAUCAUCCUCCAUUCAAUUUGGGCCCUGAGGAGAACUCUGGGGCACCUGGCCGUCGAUGGAGAGAUGGUAGCUUGGAAAUUGAUCUACCUAUGAUGCAGCUAAAGGAACUAUUCAAUGUGAAUCACUUCAUAGUGAGUCAAGCAAAUCCUCAUAUUGCACCACUAUUAAGAAUGAAGGACUUUGUGAGAGCUUAUGGUGGGGGUUUUGCUGCCAAGCUUGCUCAAUUAAUUGAGCUGGAGGUGAAACAUAGAUGCAACCAAGUGCUGGAGCUUGGUUUUCCUCUUGGGGGUCUCGCUCAGCUCUUUGCGCAAGAAUGGGAGGGCGAUGUCACUGUUGUUAUGCCUGCCACACUUGCUCAGUACUCAAAGAUCAUCCAAAACCCGUCCCAUAUGGAGCUUCAGAAAGCUGCCAAUCAGGGGAGAAGGUGCACUUGGGAGAAGCUCUCCGCCAUUAAAGCAAACUGUGGCAUUGAGCUUGCACUUGAUGAAUGUGUUACGAUCCUCAACCAUAUGCGCAGACUCAAGAGGAGUGCAAAGAGAGCUGCAGCCGCUUCUCUUGGCCUUGCCGCCACUGCCAAAUUCAGCGGAUCAAAAAGGAUCCCUUCAUGGAACUGCCUUGCUAGAGAGAACUCAACUGGGUCCCUCGACGAAGAUCUCCUGACAGACGCUGCUUCCUCAUUACAUCAAGGAGUUGGAGGAUCCUUAGGUAAGAAUUCUCGGCCCCAUCGCGGUGGGCAUGAUGGAAGUGACAGUGAAUCUGAGAGUCUAGAUCAUUCCUGGACAAGAUCCGGUGGGCCCUUGAUGAGGAGUAGCUCUGCUAACAAGUUCAUUGACUACGUCCAAAGCUUGGACUUACAAGUAGACCUGGGCAAGAUCGCCAAUUUAAGCUCAAAUGUUGUCCAAAUGGGAGGAGAAACACACUCUCAGAGCUCGAGGGUGACCACACCUGAUAGAACUUCAGAGAACGCCGAGUUCGAUCUGCGGGACUUGAGCAAUAGAAGCAGCUCAAGCAUCACCGUGACCGAAGGAGAUCUCUUGCAUGCUGAGAAGGUUCAGGAGGGGAUCAUGUUUAAUGUCGUCAAGAGAGAGAACGUUAGUUUUUCGAACAGGAGUCACGAUACUGAGAGUUGCAACUAUGAAGCCGCUGAAUGUUUGCAACUCGAUUGUCCAGAAAAGGAGAUGGAUGGUGGCUCGGAUUCGGAAUGCGGGUUUGGUGGAGAUCACGUGGAAACAGCUUAAGCCGAACGAAGGAGAUGAGAGACUCGUAUUGCUCUGGUUCAAAUUGGUUCUGGCAUAGAUAGCGGAAAGGACCGGAGUGUCUCCUGACGGUCGGUUUAUACUUUGCAUCGCCUUUGUUAUCCAGCAUUCACAAUAGUAAGUGGUUCCAAUGCUUCUCUUACCUUUGACAGAAGAACAGGGAGCUUGACAACACCAGAGCACUGCAUAGGAUUGUAAUUAGCUGUGGCUGAGUUUCUAGAUCAGGAUGCCGCACGGUUCUCUGGAAAAGCCCCGGCUUGUAAAUACGUUAACAUAUGCAAUAUGUAGUCUUACUUUCUCUGUGCA
This is a messenger RNA of Syzygium oleosum, 3835 nucleotides long. RefSeq names its product triacylglycerol lipase SDP1-like. Lineage: Eukaryota; Viridiplantae; Streptophyta; Magnoliopsida; Myrtales; Myrtaceae. The coding region runs from base 1070 to 3511 and encodes 813 amino acids. The transcript has 3 exons. Gene Ontology annotation, molecular function: triacylglycerol lipase activity. Gene Ontology annotation, biological process: lipid metabolic process. The record is from RefSeq and is a predicted model, not a curated record.